Molecule: messenger RNA, 744 nt
Organism: Pteronotus mesoamericanus
Lineage: Eukaryota; Metazoa; Chordata; Mammalia; Chiroptera; Mormoopidae
Product: NKG2-A/NKG2-B type II integral membrane protein-like
Exons: 8
Coding region: 1-744 (247 amino acids)
Biological process (GO): stimulatory C-type lectin receptor signaling pathway; positive regulation of natural killer cell mediated cytotoxicity
Cellular component (GO): plasma membrane; external side of plasma membrane
Molecular function (GO): transmembrane signaling receptor activity
Source: RefSeq, a predicted model, not a curated record
AUGCAGGACUUUCUGGCUUCCAGAGCUGCAGAGAUGAAUGACCAAAGGGUAAACUACACAGAACUGAAUCUGGUGAAGGACUCAGACAGACAACAAAUGAAACCAAAGGGCACCAAAGGCUCCAUUCCAGUAACUGAGCAGGAAAUAACCUAUGCAGAACUAAAUCUUCAAAAUGCUUCUCAAGAUCUUCAAGGGGAUGACAAGAAGGACCACCACAAAGCCUCCCCAUCACCUCCUGAGAAGCUCAUUGCUGGGAUCCUAGGGGUCAUCUGCCUUGUCCUGAUGUCCACUGUUGUAACAAUAGCUUUUAAUAAUACCUGUGAAACUCUCAUUUUAAAGUAUGCCUUUAAACUAACAGGGAAUCAGAAAGCAUCUCGUUGUGGUCGAUGUCCACCGGAGUGGUUAAUGUAUUCCAACAAUUGCUACUACAUCAGUACUGAACAAAAGACAUGGAAUGAGAGCCGGGUGGCCUGUGCUUCUAAGAACUCUGUCCUGCUCUAUGUAGAUGAUAAAGGAGAAAUGAACUUUUUGAACAUUUUCGGAAAAGCUCCAUGGAUUGUACUUUCACAGAAAAAUAAUAUUUCCUGGGUGUGGAAAAAUGCCUCAACAUUCCUUUUCAAAAAAUUUCCAAAAACUUCAGAGUUGGGCAAGAGUUGUGCAUAUGGAAAUUUUGACACAGAGAAGUUCUCUUUCGCAUCUUGUUUAGAAAACAGAUCGUAUGUUUGUAAGCACCAGGCACCUUAG